AUGCGCGCUUCAGUACUCGUUGCACUAUCGUCCUUUAGUCUUGUGGCUUUCGGCUGCACCACAGUGACCAAGGUCACCCAUACCUACUACGGGUACCCCGAUAAUGACCCUCCAGGUCCGGCAACUGCCUACGACUGCGGCCGUGGUUUCAAGGCUGGCGGUACGGGCACCUAUGCCGACCCCCUAACCUUUGCCUCUGCCCCUGGCGAGUUCAACCAGUGUGAGAUCAUAUACGAUCCGUACACGAAAAAGUACUUGCGCUUCGAGGACUUCUGCGCUCAGUGCGACACCGACUGGAAGGCUAGCCCGCGCAUCAACCACAUCGAUCUCUGGACUGGCAGUACCACUGUGAAUGGUGGCCAGGAACAAAUCCAAUGUGAGAACGAUCUUACGCCAGCAGAGAGGAGCCAGACUAUCGUGAGACAGCCGAGGCAGAAUCUCCCAGUGGACAGUAAGUCGCGAGCCAUAACGAGGCUCCGGGAAGAGGCUGACAUGCAAUAUCAGCGACCAAACUGUACGUCAAAGGUGCCAGCCCGGCCUGCCGAACCAGCCACGUCUUCCCCAGUUACAACAUUGGCGACUAUUGCUAGGCCCCAUAGAGUAUUUUCCAGGGUCCAAGAGGUUCAGUGCGAUUCGUCCGAUGGACUCGGUAACUUCACAGUCGUUUCCGUAUCAUAG
Messenger RNA from Alternaria hordeiaustralica, 678 nucleotides. RefSeq lists its product as uncharacterized. Bases 1 to 678 code for a protein of 225 amino acids. NCBI's taxonomy places the organism in Eukaryota, Fungi, Ascomycota, Dothideomycetes, Pleosporales, Pleosporaceae. The transcript is spliced from 2 exons. The record is from RefSeq and is a predicted model, not a curated record.